AUGCCGCCUGUGCCUGCCGUUCUCUACAGCAACUGCGUCAUGGCGUCGGGGGAUUUAGGGGAGGGAAAGUGCGGGCCCCUGGCGGAGCAUGCCGCCGUGAAGCUCCAGAAGGUCUACCGGAGCUACCGCACCCGUCGAAGGCUGGCCGACACCGCCGUCCUCGCCGAGGAGCUCUGGUGAUGCUUGUCCGGAACUCGCGAGCUCCCCCCAUCUCCCUCCCUCUCUCUCUCUCUCCUUCUCUAUCUGUACUUUUCCGAGGGAACAAUUCCUCAGGGAAAGAGGAGAUUAAGCCGGUUGAUUUCGCCUGAAUCUUGUGCCUCGUGUAUUGGGAAGGUGGCAAGCCAUCGAGUACGUCCGGCUCAACCACAGCACCAUCUCCUUCUUCAACUAUCCGCAGCCGGAGACCGUGCAAUCUCGCUGGAAUCGCGUCAGCUGCAACGCCGCCAAGGUCUCUCCCCCACCUCCACCCGCAACCUCUCAUUCCCAUCCCCCUUCGUCAUCUUCACCUGUGUUACUCGAGUUUUCCCUUUCGUCUAUGAGUUGGUUAACGGGUCUGCUCAAAUCUUACCCCACAGAUCGGGAAGGGUGCGCUGGGAAACAAGAACUCGGUGAAGCUCGCCUUCCAGCACUGGAUUGAAGCGGUGAGAUUCCGCGCAAUCAGAUUCUCUUCUUCUCCUCCUUCCGCUUCUUCUUGGAUCAUCCCCCUAUUCUGGGCGUAGCUUCUCCCGAGAUUUGGUUUCCUUUUGAUGAAGCCAACGACUCAUCGCCCCGUUUCUAUCUGGUUGCCGGAGGACAGAUCGAUCCAAGGCACCGCUACGGCCACAACCUGCACUUCUACUACGAGCGAUGGUGCGAGAGCACCGAUGGCCAACCCUUCUUCUUCUGGUGGGUACAGAUCCGAGACAAUCUCUCUCUCUCUCUCUCUCUCUCUCUCCCUACAGCUUCUUUUUCUUCACCGGAUUCCUGAUGUGUAGCCACUUUUGCUAUCAAUCCAGGCUGGACGCCGGCGACGGCAGAGACGUGGACCUCAGAGAGUGCCCGAGAUCGGUCCUCCGAGAACAGUGCAUCCUGUACCUCGGCCCUGUAAGUCGACCGUUCAACCACGGCUCUGGGUUCUGUUUGAACUGGCGGCGCCUGCUGUGAAGAGCAGCAGCACCCACCAUUAGAAAUCAAUCCCCCACCCACUCAACGAAUUUGGCUGUUCGAUUCCUCGCAGCAAGAGAGAGAACACUACGAGUACGUUCCCAGAGGAGGAAAACUCGUCCACAUGCAGACGGGAGAGCUCCUCGAGACGACCGCGGGGCCCCAGAAGGGGAAGUGGAUCUUCGUGAUGAGCACCUCGAAGAGACUCUACGCCGGCCGGGUAACCCCGAAGAAAAAUUUAACGGGAGAUCCUCCCGUGCUCUUCUUGGAUUAUUAGCUUCGACGAUUUUUCUCACAGAGAGCUGUCGCGUUGCAGAAGAAAAAGGGGCGCUUUCACCACUCCAGCUUCCUGGCGGGCGGCGCCACCCUGGCCGCCGGAAGGCUUGUUGCAGAGGCGGGAAUUCUCAAGGUCGGCAUCCCUCGUUCAUCGUGUCGGUCUACUUCAGUAAGAACUCAUCGCAAUUCUUAUCUGAUCGGAAGCUCGGAUUUUUCCUGCCGGGCAGGCCAUCUGGGCGUACAGCGGGCACUACCGACCGUCGCGGGAGAACCUCAACAACUUCCUGGACUUCCUCAAGGAGAACGGAGUCCCCGUUGACGAGGAACAGGUGACCCAUUUCUCCAACCUUCGAGUCUCAUCCGAAUCCCUCCGGGUGCCCACAUUGAUCUCGCCCAACUCCAGGUUUGCUCGUGCUCCAACGAGGAGUACGAGGAUCCAAAGCCGGCCGAGGAGGCGACGCCCGCCGAGGCGCCCGCGGCGGAGCCGGAGGAGGAGGCGGCGCCGCCCGCCCUUCCGCCGCUCCUUCAAAUCCCGGAGGGCAUGUCGGCGUUACGAGUGGAGCUGGCGCUGCCAGUCCCAGAAGACGGGUACAAGAGGACGCUCUCGGGGAGGUUCCUGUCGGGGGGAAUUCAGAGCCCGCGGGCGGCGGUGCCUCAGAAUGUCAUACUGAAGAGGAUAAACUCGAGGAAGGAGGCGACGUCGUACCAGCUGGGCCACCAGCUCUCCCUGAAAUGGAGCACCGGCGCCGGCCCGAGGAUCGGCUGCAUCGCCGACUACCCCACGCAAGUCAGGAAGCAGGCGCUGGAGAUCCUCAACCUCUCCCCCAGGGCCCCAGCUCGCACCCCGCAGCGCGGCUCCUCCUCCCAGCCCCCCAGCUCCCCCCUCGCCGCCCCCCCCCGGUCAUGA
Spirodela intermedia is the source of this 2326-nucleotide messenger RNA. Lineage: Eukaryota; Viridiplantae; Streptophyta; Magnoliopsida; Alismatales; Araceae. The record is from the annotation of a GenBank genome assembly.